CGAGCGCAAUGUCAGCUCCAGUCGCACAGGCUAUGGCUCCUUCGGUUCAUGGCUGGAAAAGGCGCUUCUGGAGCAAUAACGUCCUUCGGCCCUCGACCAUAUGCGUCGCAGAGUCUGCUCCGCCAUUCAAACCAAGAUACACGUCGUGAGCACGUGAAACAGACUCCAAGGCGACAAGUAUCUCAGAGAUUGCGAGUCAGGAAGCACAAGGCCAGAGCAGAGGCUCAAGUAGAAGCUGUCGAAGAUUCCAACCUACUCCUCACCAACGACCUACGGCAGGCAAUCAGUGACGUAAAUAUUAAGACAGUGAUUAUGAUCUUUCCGGAGGCGUUGCAGCGUCGAGUACUUGACCGGAGCUUGGUGUGGCGCAUAGCCCAGUGUCUUCACGAAGCCUUCCGCCGAGAAAAGCGCGUGGCAAGGGACAAGGCUCGCCGAGAAGACACUGAUGAGCUGAUUGCAUUUACCAGAGAGCUUGUGAAAGCCAUCAAAAGCUCAGGUCUUCUGCCAGACAGGCGUGCCCACCUCCAUUUGCUGGCUAUAUUCAAGGAGUCAGGCGUUCGAGCGGAAGGGGUAGCUUUCUGGAAAUGGCUCGAGCUACAGGAUGACCAACAUACUGACCCAGAUGUAUAUGGCGCGGCCAUUGAGCUGCUUGCUGUGGAUGGCGCAUCUUUGGCUGAUCUGGAAGCCUUGUACGAACAAGCUUUGCAGCGCUUUCCAGGCAGCUUCAAUGCUUACCAUCUCUCCCCAAACGCCAUUCUGACCGAUCGUGAUCAGCGUACAGAGAUCAAAGGGGUACCGAUGACGCUGCUUCAAGGUAUCCUUACAGCACGUCUACUACGCGGUGACUCUCGCAACGCGUAUCUGGCACUGGACACGGCAAUAAGACUCUAUCCUACAAUCACUCCCCCUCGUUUCUUCUCACUCUUUAUCGAUGAGCGACCCGUAGAAGAAGCGUACACCGUCUUUGCUAUCGCGUGUCGAGCUGGUAUCAUAUUGCCUUUCGAUACCGCCAGAAAACUGUUAGCUGCUCUACGCACAAGCUCCGACCUAAGUUCACUUACCGCCCAUCUUUCUGCGUUGAGGCAGAUGGUGUUACUCAUUUACAUGUACGUCGGUGCUGGAGGCCGUGUGAGCAGCAACGCGGUGAAUGAAAUGAUCAUUGGUGUGACCCAACUCUUACGACUUCACGGCAUAGCAGAGCUGGCGCAGAAGUCGAAGAAGCAGCUGGUAGAAACUGUGAUGGGAACCGUCCGCAAAAUGAUCUUGCUCUCGGCGAGGCUUGGUGUCAAACCCGGUAUGGCGGCAAUCAACUCAAUCAUAACGAACCUAGGCGGGUACGGCGAAUCGAGGCAAAUCAUCGGUAUCGCACUCAAGGCUGCCGAGGCACUUGAUCUGGAGCCAACUCGGAUCACUUUCCGUUCAAUCAUGGCUUCAGCGGGCCUUCUUGGUGAUGGUCAUCUGGUUGGCCGGACUUGGCAGGACCUUGCGGACUCGAGAAAUGAUUUGGGCGGGAGCCUUGACAUGUCCGACUUCUUGGUCCUCCUCAAGGCAGCCAAAAUGUGUCGGAGUCCGGACCUUGUUACUGAGGCACUUAAGAACUACGGACACAUGCUGAGAGAAGAAGAGUGCGAGAUUAUAUCUGAACGUCUGCAUGACUCACCCGACCGUGACAAGCCAACCGGUGGCUACGAUCGUGUAGAAGUUGGGGAUAUACUCUCCGGUGUGCGCAUGCUCGAGCAAGACCUGGACAUCUUCAACGAUCGAACCGAUGCCUUGCCUGGGAUCACCGACUACAAUCCAGAGCAUCUGCCGAUUCUCCUAUCUCCACUUCCAGACAACUUGCGCCUGGCGGAGCGCGCUGUACGCCACAUAUAUGAUGAGCUUACCACGGAGCAGCGCGUCAACACUUCGGCAGAGACGUCGAGCGCGACUGGUGAGCAUGGACACACCGCAAGCCAUCAAGGAGGAGUGGAAACAUCUUCGAAGUCAGCAACGCCCGCCUUGAAUACUGCAGACAUGCCUUUGGGCACACUGCGCUACGAGAAUUGGAAGGUCAUUAAUUAUCUGCUUGCGCUGGCAGAGAGCAAUGACAAGCUUUACCAUGAUGCUGUCCACCAUGCAAUCUCAUCUGGAGUUGCGCCGCCUACGCGUGAGAGGGUGAUACAGGGAAGAUUGCACGGAGAGAAGGAGGUGGGGCAUGGUUUGAGCGAUGCACGAAACGGUGCGUCUGUGGCAGACGACGUUGCAGAUCCUACGCACAUUGAAUCAGUUCGGGCAGAGAUAAUCCGCUUAAGAGCUCUUUAGCUGGGACUUUGAUCAUACGUGAGGACAACGUUCUCAAAUAUGCAUAGGCCGGACCAUGUAGAUAAGUGGAAGUUCUCUGAUUUAAUGGUCAUUACUUGCGUAUGAAUUUACCCAAUGUGUUCGCCG
Baudoinia panamericana UAMH 10762 is the source of this 2430-nucleotide messenger RNA. RefSeq lists its product as uncharacterized. The record is from RefSeq and is a predicted model, not a curated record. NCBI's taxonomy places the organism in Eukaryota, Fungi, Ascomycota, Dothideomycetes, Mycosphaerellales, Teratosphaeriaceae. The transcript has a single exon. Bases 49 to 2304 code for a protein of 751 amino acids.